Paramuricea clavata is the source of this 2121-nucleotide messenger RNA. The record is from the annotation of a GenBank genome assembly. NCBI's taxonomy places the organism in Eukaryota, Metazoa, Cnidaria, Anthozoa, Malacalcyonacea, Plexauridae.
AUGGAAACGUUGAAACGGUUGACUUUCGUUAAACGAGGAGAACAGAAACUGUAUUGCUUUAUUGAAGCGUGCAACCAAAUCUUCCCAAAUGUUUCGAGAAGCACCGUCAGGUUGUGGUUAAGAAACUCUAACAUUGAAACGCUAUACCCCACCCUGGACGAAAGGCGUGUUUUCAAACACGCCAACCCUCAAUUGAAAAGUUCAGUGUUUGGCCUUAUUCGAGAGACCGACUUGAAACGCCUGAUAAACGAGAAAGUUGAAAAAACAUGUGCAAAAGUCGCCCGCCGUUCAUCAACUUGCCCCCAACCCAAACUGGUUGUCUAUAGCGAUGACGGAAGUUCAGAAGACGACGGCGGAGCUAUUUCGACACCGAAAACUACAUUAUCGCUGAAUACGUCGAACGCUGCUUCGACCGUUACUUCCUCGUCGCCGCAAAAGAUGGAGAUAGUCGAAACUGCGACGCCAAAUUCGUCAAAGCGGGUGUGUAAAGUUGUCGCUGUCAGCCCAGCAGAAUUUCCUACGCCUCCUUCCAGUCGUGGUACGACCAACGACAGCGGCGAUGAAUCCACGCCACAAUCAGCGAAGAGAUGCAGGACUCCCUACAAAUUAAGCAAACAAGAGGCUGGCGAAAUCGUAAACACUGAAGUGAACGAACUAUGUAAGUUUUACACAAUUGAAUUGAACCCCAAACGUAAUGGCCCGGCGUUCGCGAAACAAACUCUAGAUAAAUUAGUCGAAAGAAUAUAUUGUUUUUUAUAUUUCUGUAUCCAUCACCGGAAUGUACCAGUUGUGACUCUCGAUAUUUUUAACACGGACACGCUAAUUUGUGAAUAUGUCGAUUAUCUAUCAAAAGUUAGAAAACUAAUGCCUAACACAAUUACAGCACAUCUUAGUUGCAUUAUUAACGUCAUAAAAUAUAACUUUCGCGAAGAUUGGAGCGCAUUAGAUAGCUGUAAGGCGGUUAUGUCGUGUAGAUCUUAUCAAAGGCAGUUGUCGCGGCAAGCUAAGAUGAUCGCAAAGCGCGGCAAAGAAGGUUUGUGCAUGAAAAAGGCGUCGAAGAGAUUUUAUUUUAACCAUAUUCUAGACACGCUUAGAAAUCUAAGAGCUAAGAUUUUCGAAACAACGGGCGUAGCAAAGGCCAGGCAUCUUCAUGAUUUCGUUAUGCUGGCAACAUACAUUAGGGUCAACCCGGGCAGGUCUAAGGAAAUACGCACAUUACAAGUCUUUGUUGAGUCAGGGGAGAAUCCAUUUGACGCAAGUUUGUUUCUGGACACAAAUGUUAUCGUCUUUAGGGAAGACACGACUGUGUCUUUGAUAGAGAAUGACUUCAAAACAAUCAAUUCUACUGGGCCGAUUAAUAUGGACCUGUCAGAAGACCGAGAAUUAGUCUACUAUUUGCAUCAAUACAAUUUAGCUAGGCCCAGUCUCCUGCAGGCUAAGUCGCAUGCCUACUUUUUUCUCAACUACACCGGAGAACCAUUUAGGGAUAGUUCUAGUUUGUGCAAGUAUCUUGGAGAUUUAUUUGGCCGAGAAGUAAGUAUCCGUGUCUCCACAAAUGCAUUACGGCAUUCCAUUGUAACAUACUUUAAGACCUUAGAAGAUUCCGAGGACCUUAAGAUUAGGGAGUCCCUGGCUAGAUUAAUGAAACAUUCCCUAAGAUAUCAACAAGACACUUACGACGAUACGACAGCGCAGCAAAAGACACAACCAGCUAGGGAGCCUUUGCGUAGGAAAAUGGCAGCAGAUAUUUUUGGCCAAGCCGACGUCGUGAUAACUGAUGAGAACGAAGGCGCGCCCGCAUUAGGUGACGAGGAGAUGGUUUUGCGCCCGCACGUUGGCGACAUAUGCGCAUUGCUCGAUCCUGCAGCAACCGCUGACAAUAUUUGUUUCUUUCUAGCCAAGGUUGCGCGCUACACAAGCGAUCAGCUAGAGGCGCAUUUAAUUCACUUAGCCCCGCUCGACGAGUCGGAAACCCUGUUUAGGCUAGUCCCAGGCAAAGUUUGGCGAGAACGUAGCGCUGCGCUAUUAUACCCAAUAGACGUAUUGUAUAAUGCAUCUCAACAAGCAUACGAACUCCGCACUAGGCCUUUAGACAUUUACAAUAUGGUUAACGGACAUUAA